CCAAACUUUCCUUCUCGUAUGUAUGUCGAAAACUCUCCUUUCUCGCGUAAUCCCCCGCCACUCAAAACCAUCCAAAACCACCACCGCCGCCGCCGCCGCCGCCGUCCCUUCUUCUCGUAUCAACGAAAUCUGUCAUAUUCUCAAAACCCAAAACCCCCAUUGGGAACAAACUCUCGAAACCCGGUUAUCCCAACAAAACAUCGUCCCAUCCGAUAUUGCACACCAAGUGUUUGAUAAAAUUCACGACGUCCAUUCCGGCUUAAACUUCCUUAACUGGAUAUCCCAAAGACCUUAUGGAUGUUGUCUUGAUAGCCCUGCUUAUUCUUCUCUUUUAAAACUGUUAGCUAAGGGGAAAGCGUUUAUCGAAAUUGAUUCAGUGUUUAUUCGUUUAAAAGAUGAAAAUGUAUUGCCUAGUUGUGACGCCUUAAGCGAGGUUAUUAGAGCUUGUUCGGAAUGUGGGUUGGUGGAUAAAGCUUUUGGGUUUUAUCAAUAUGUAGUGGACAUGUAUGAGUGUGUUCCGAAUGUGUUUGCUUGUAACGCGUUGUUGAGUGGGCUUGUGAGGAAUGAUUGUUUAGAAGUUGCGUUCCGAGUGUAUGAUGAAAUGCUUCGUGGGAAUAAUUGUUGUGCGGAUAAUUAUAGUACUUGUAUAAUGGUGAACGCGCUUUGUAAGAAAGGGGAGGUGGACCAAGGUAGAAAACUGAUUGUUGAUAGAUGGGGGAAAGAUUGUAUACCGAAUGUGGUUUUCUAUAACACGCUUAUUGAUGGAUAUUUUAAGAAAGGUGAGGUUAAGAAGGCGUUUAUCUUGUUUAAAGAGCUUAAGUUAAAGGGCUUUUUGCCUGCUGUAACGACGUAUGGAGCAAUGAUUAAUGGUUUUUGUAAGGAAGGGAAUUUUAGUAUGGUAGAGAGGCUUAUGAAUGAAAUGAAGUCGAGAGGGUUGUUGAUAAAUGUCAAGGUCUACAAUAGUGUUAUUGAUGCUCAAUGUAGGUUUGGUUGCAAAAUGAAAGCAGUUGAAAUGUUGAAAAACAUGAUUGAGAUUGGUUGUGCACCAGAUAUUGUUACGUAUAAUAUCUUGGUGUAUGAUGCUUGUAAGCAUGGGAAAGUUAAAGAAGCCGAGCAGCUUGUGGAUCAGGCUGCAAGAAGAGGGUUAAGGCCUAAUAAGUUAACAUAUACGCCUCUAAUUAACACUUAUUGUAGACAAAAUGAUUCUAACAAGGCAUUGGAUUUAUUUGUUAAGAUGAUAGAUAAUGGAGAAAAACCGGACCUACUAACUUAUAGUUCUCUUAUUCACGGGAUCGUUGUUAUUGGAGAGGUUGAAACCGCAACGAUGAUCUUGGAAAAGAUGACAGAAAGAGGAGUCUUUCCUGAUGCAGGGGUAUAUAAUGUUUUAAUAAAUGGCCUUUGCAAGAAAGGAAAACUUCCUGCUGCCAAGGAGUUGUUGUCUAAGAUGCUUGAUCAACAUGUUCCUCCUGAUAAGUUUGUUUAUGCAAGUUUAAUUGAUGGAUUUGUUAGGAACGCAGAGCUUGACGAGGCAAAGAAGCUCUUUCAGCAUGCAAUUCAAACGGGUGUGAAAGUUGAUGUAGUCGGGUAUAAUGCAAUGAUUAAAGGUUUUUGUAAAGACGGCAAGUUGAAAGAUGCAGUUUUGUGUGUCAAUACGAUGAUCAAAGCACAAAUGACUCCAGACGAGUUUACCUAUUCUACACUUAUAGAUGGAUAUGUAAAACAACAUGAUAUGGAUGGCGCGUUAGGGAUUUUUAGUCAUAUGAUAAAACAAAACUGUAAGCCAAACGUGGUUACAUAUACUUCUCUGAUUAACGGAUUCUGUCAAAAGGGAGAUAUAAUUGGUGCCAAAAAAUUACUCAAGGAGAUGAAAGGUCGCAGGUUAAUGCCUAAUGUGGUUACUUACAGUAUAUUAGUCGGAAGUUGUUGCAAAGAAGGUAAAUUAGCAAAAGCAGCUUCCUUUUUUGAAGAAAUGUUGAUGAGCAAGUGCAAUCCGAACGAUGUUACUUUUCAUUAUUUGGUGCAAGGCUUCUCAAAGUAUGAUAAAUAUACCGAGACUAACAAGGUGAAUAACUCAAUGUUUUUGGAUAUUCACAGCAGAAUGAUAGCAGAUGGUUGGUCUCCAAGGCUUGCUACAUAUGCUACUAUUGUUGUAUGUCUUUCUCUUCAUGGAAUGCUUGAUGAUUCGUUAAAAUUGAGUGGUAAGAUGGCGAUUAGGGAUGGGCCUGUUGUUUUUGCAGCCUUGCUAUAUGGUAUUUGCUUGGAAGGAAAGGGAAAAGAAUGGAAUAAUAUCAUAUCCUGUAAUUUCAAUGAAUCACAGUUGGUUAUUGCUGUAAAGUAUUUGUCAAUUUUUGAGCAGUAUCGCCCACAUGGGGUGAUUUCUGAUGUUUCGGCGAUUUUGCAGAUGUUGGUUAAUGAUUGCAAGUCCAAACAUCAUGAAGUAGUCAGCCUAUAAGUUUUACAUUAGCUAGACGAGAGAUAAAUCUGUUGUAAGUCACACACUGUACAUUGAACAUAUUGAUCACACAAUUGACUGGUUAUUGAUGCAAUAUAAUCAUUCAUAUAAAA
Messenger RNA from Erigeron canadensis, 2565 nucleotides. Its product is annotated as pentatricopeptide repeat-containing protein At1g52620. Gene Ontology annotation, molecular function: protein binding. Gene Ontology annotation, cellular component: chloroplast. The transcript has a single exon. The record is from RefSeq and is a predicted model, not a curated record. Lineage: Eukaryota; Viridiplantae; Streptophyta; Magnoliopsida; Asterales; Asteraceae. The coding region runs from base 23 to 2452 and encodes 809 amino acids.